Messenger RNA from Mesocestoides corti, 987 nucleotides. Lineage: Eukaryota; Metazoa; Platyhelminthes; Cestoda; Cyclophyllidea; Mesocestoididae. The record is from the annotation of a GenBank genome assembly.
AUGUUUGAUUUGCCCAUUAAAGCGCCUGACAGCAUUCUAGAAGCCGAGGUCGUACUGGUAGUUACGAGUAUUCCUGGAGAAUUUGAUGAAUCAUUUGAAUCUGUUGCGGUUGUUGUUGCUGUUGCUGCUGGUGUAGCUGUUGGUUUUGUAGUUGGUGUAGCUGUUGUUGAUGCAGUUUGUAUUGCUGUUGAUGUUCCUGUUGGUGUUGCUAAUGUUGUUGCUGUUUGUGCUGCUGUUGUUGACGCUGUUUGUCUUUCUGUUGCUUUUGGUGAAGCUGUUGGUGUUGCCGGUGAUAAUGGUGUUGCUGUUGUUGUUGGUGUUGCCGUUUCUGUUUGCGUUGCUGUUGGUGAUGGUGUUGCCGAUGCUGUUGUUUCCAUUUCUGUUUGCGUAACUGUUUGUGAUGGUGUUGCCGUUUCUGAUUGUGCUGCUGUUGGUGAUGGCGUUGCUGUUGCCGUUUCGGUUUGUGUUGCUGUUGGUGUUGCCGUUUCUGAUUGCGUUGCUGUUGUUGAUGGUGCUGCCGUUUCUGUUGGCGUAGCUGUUGCUGCUGGUAUUGCCGUUUCGGGUGUUGCCGUUUCUGUUGGCGUAGCUGUUGCUGCUGGUAUUGCCGUUUCUAUUUGUGUUGCUGUUGGCGAUGGCGUUGCGUUUGCCGUUUCUGUUUGUGUUGCUGCUGCUGUUUGCGUUUCCGCUUCCGUUUGCGUAGCUGUUGGUGAUGGUGUUGCUCUUUCUGUUGCCGUUGCUGUUGCUGCUGGUACUGCCGUUUCUGUUUGUGUUGCUGUGGGUAAGGGCGUUGCUGUUGUCAUUUCGGUUUGUGUUGCUGUUGGUGUUGAUGUCGAUGUCAGUGUUGUCGUUUCUGUUGGCGUUGCUGUUACUGUUGCUGUUGAUGAUGGUGUUGCUGUUGCUGUUGAAGUUUCUGUUACUGUUCUUGUUGUUGACGCUCUUUGUGCUGAUGUUUCUAUUGUUGCGUCAGCUUUGGGUGAUUCAGAAUGA